AAACAAAACAAAGCUCUCAAAUAACCUUUUUCCUUUCAAAACGCACGUGUGUGUCGAAUUUCAUUCGAAAUGUUCGUAAGUUUAUACGAAUUCAAAACAGUACUUUAAGUAAGGAUAUAUUGAUUCAAAGCAAAUAUCUUAACAUGUCACGGGUUAUAGUUAAGAAUAUUCCCAACGGGAUAACGGAAGCGAAACUCCGAGAUCAUUUUAGUCGCUGUGGAAUUGUAACGGAUAUUCAGCUGAAGUAUACUCCAGAAGGAAAAUUUAGGAACUUUGGUUUCAUCGGUUAUGAAUCGGAGGAACACGCCGGCAAAGCUAUUCAACAUUUCAACAAUACUUUUUUGAGAACGUCCAAGCUUAGUGUCGCUCCAUGCGUGUCCCUCCAUGAGGCAAAAGAGCUCAAAACCUGGAGUAAAUAUAGUCAAAAGCCGCCUGCAGAUGUUGCAAAAAAUAAGGACGUUAACAAAGAGAAAAAAAAGCCGGAAACAGCAGAGGAAAUUUUGAAAAGUCACAAAAAAGAUCCACUGUUCCAGGAAUUUGUGAAAGUACAGGGAAAGGCGGGUUCCUCAGUGUGGGAAAAUAAAUUAAAUCCGAAAGAAGACGAUGACGAUGAACAAGACGAGAGUUCCAGUGGAGAAGUUGAAGAACAUGAUGAUCAGGAUCUUAAAGAAGAUAAACCGAGUAUCACCGUUCCUAAAAAAUUGAAAUUUACAAAUUUAUUUGUAGCAAAAAUACACAAUAUCCCUUCGAAAACGAAACGUCAAGACUUGUUCCGGUUCUUCAAACCUAUUAAACCGUGUUCUAUACGGAUACCACCGAAGCAGAAAGGAUUUGCUUAUAUCGGCUAUAAAACGGAGUCCGAUUUGAAGAAAGCUCUACUGAAGGAUAAAAGUUUUCUUGGCGGAAAACAGGUCAAAGUCGUGGACUUUACCGCCAAAGAUCGGCUAAAAGGUGAAGACGAAAGCAAUCAGGGGAAAAAGAUAAGUCCAAAAUGGAUUCGUCAGAAAGAAUCUGUUGAUAGCGAAAGCAUAAUCGAAUCAGGCAAAUUAUUUUACCGAAAUUUAGCUUAUUCCGUCAAAGAAGAAGACUUGAAAAAGCUGUUCGAGAAAUAUGGUCCUGUAGCGGAAAUUGAUGUCCCCAUCGAUACCAAUACCAGAAAGCUUAAAGGAUUCGGAACUGUGACGUUUCUAAUGCCUGAACAUGCUGUGUUGGCAUUCAAUGAAUUAAAUGGAACGUUUUUCCAGGGUCGUAUGUUCCAUAUUCUUCCAGCAAAGGUUAGUGAAAAAGAUAAGAACGAGGAAGACGAAGCUGGACUAAAUUUUAAACAGAAGAAGGAACUCAAACUCAAGAAAAUGGCACAAUCGUCUCACAACUGGAACACGUUAUUUAUGGGAGAGAAUGCAAUUGCAGAAGUGGUGGCCAAAAAGUACGGCAAAACCAAGGAAGAGGUGCUAACCACUGAUUUGGGAACGACCAGUGCUGCAGUUCGUUUAGCGUUGGGAGAAACAGAAAUUGUAAUGGAAAUGCAAAAGUUUCUGGAGGAUAACGGGAUCCAGUUAGAUGCCUUUAACGAAGUAGCUAAGAAAAGAUCAAACACAGUUAUUUUGGUAAAAAAUCUGCCACCGGGAACGGAGGUUAGUGAGCUGACGGAACGGUUUUCCAAGUUCGGGUUGUUAGGUCGAGUGAUUCUUCCACCGAGUGGUAUAACAGCUGUUGUAGAAUUUUCCGAUCCUAGCGAAGCCAAGAAAGCAUUCAAGAAGUUAGCCUACACCCGAUUCAAGUCGUUGCCCUUGUAUUUAGAAUGGGCUCCAGAUAAUACUUUUGCGACUUUAUCGAACAAGGAAACCAAUACAAAGACAGUUGAUGAAGUUUCGAUUGAUCGGGUUAUCCAAAAGGAUAAAAAUAAAACGGAUAACGAAGCAAAACUAUCGACAAAAACGAUAAAACUAAAUCAUCCUCCAGUGGAAGAACCAACUGAAUUAGGUCCUGAAGAAGGAACUACAUUGUUCCUCAAAAAUCUUAGCUUCCAAACCACUGAAGAUGUGAUCAAGCAGACGUUCGAGAGCGUUGGUCCAAUUCAUUCGGUGCAAGUCGUUCGUAGGAAGAAUGGAGAUAAGAACGAAAGUCGCGGCUAUGGUUUCAUUCAGUUUAAGUUGCGGAAAACAGCAGACGUUGUUUUGAAAAACAUGGCCACAAUCAUGAUAGAUGGAAGAAGAAUUGAAAUAUCACGUAGCGAUCGAACUCUUAACUCGGAAGUUACAAGCGGAAGAAAGGCUGCCAAUAUUACAAAGCAGACAGGUACCAAAAUUUUGGUACGCAAUGUGCCAUUCCAGGCGAACGCAAAGGAAAUUCGGGAUUUGUUUAGCGUUUUUGGUGAACUAAAAACUCUUCGACUGCCUCGAAAAUUAGUAGCCGGUGCGGAUGAAAGUCAUCGAGGGUUUUGUUUCGUUGAUUUUUUGGUGGAAGACGACGCAAAAAAGGCCUUCGGGGCACUUUGCAAGAGCACACAUUUGUACGGACGUCGAUUGGUGUUGGAGUGGGCCGAGGCUGAUGAUGACGGUAUAGAACAGCUGCGGAAACGAACAGCUGAGAAAUUUGGUGGAACUUCUGGAGGUAGUGACGACCAUAAGAGGAGUCGUAAAGCGGUCUUUGAUUCGUCGCAAAUAGCAAUGGCGAGUGAAAGUGCGAUUGCUAAUGACGAAGGUCUUGAAGACGAUGAAGGUGAUGAUGAUUUUUAGAGUAAAGUCAACCAUCGUUG
This is a messenger RNA of Uranotaenia lowii, 2758 nucleotides long. RefSeq names its product probable RNA-binding protein 19. Gene Ontology annotation, molecular function: mRNA binding. Gene Ontology annotation, cellular component: ribonucleoprotein complex; cytoplasm; nucleus. NCBI's taxonomy places the organism in Eukaryota, Metazoa, Arthropoda, Insecta, Diptera, Culicidae. The record is from RefSeq and is a predicted model, not a curated record. Bases 144 to 2738 code for a protein of 864 amino acids. The transcript has 5 exons.